Molecule: messenger RNA, 1542 nt
Organism: Octodon degus (degu)
Lineage: Eukaryota; Metazoa; Chordata; Mammalia; Rodentia; Octodontidae
Product: PRAME family member 20-like
Exons: 4
Coding region: 1-1542 (513 amino acids)
Biological process (GO): negative regulation of apoptotic process; negative regulation of cell differentiation; negative regulation of DNA-templated transcription
Cellular component (GO): cytoplasm
Source: RefSeq, a predicted model, not a curated record
AUGAACACUCAGUCUCCACGUGUACUAUUGGAACUGGCAGUUGAGAGCUUGCUAAGAGACAAGGCCCUGGUCACUGAGGCCUUGGGAUAUUUACCAAGGGAACUCUUCCCACCAGUGUUCAUGAAGGCCUUCACCAAGAGACGCACAGAUGUUGUGAAGGCCAUGGUGCAGUCCUGGCCCUUUCUCUCCCUGCCCCUGGGAUCCCUGAUGAGCAUGGACAGGCCAGGGAAAAGGAUGUUGCAAGCUGUGCUGCGUGGACUUGAUGUGCUACUGAAACAGAAGGUGUGCUCCAGGAAGUUGAAACUGCAAGUGCUAGAUAUGUGGGCUGUGCACCAGUACUUCUGGAGAGUCUGGCCUGAGAACAAGUUGGAAGACUACACCAUAAAAUGGAGCAGAACAGAGAAGACUGGCCCAAGGGUACCAAACAAGAGGAUCCUCAAAAUCAUUGUAGACUUGUGGAUUGAUUUUGAACCUGUGGAUCAAUUGAUGUCCUUCCUUCUCCAAUGGGUCCAGGAGAAGGAGGGUCUGGUGCAGCUGGAUUGUCCAAGUGUGCACAUUAGUGUCACAGAUGUUGACAUCACAGGGAUCCUGCAAAUGCUGAACCUAGAACAUGUGCAUGAAGUGGAUGUGGAUCUCGGCUGGAAAAUCUUUGCAUUUGCUCAGUUUGCCCCCUUUUUGGGCCAGAUGAAAAAUCUUUGUAAAUUAACUUUCUGUGGCAUCGAUUUGCCUGCCAGCAUGUCCUCAGAGAAGAGACAGAAGUUGGUCACUGAAAUCACCUCAGAAUUACUUAAACUUCAUUUUCUGAGGGAAGUUUUCAUUGACCACGUUAACUUCAUUGAAGACCACUUGGACCAGGUACUCAGGUGCCUGACAUCGCCGUUGGAGGCCCUGUCAGUAACUGACUGCCUGCUUUCACCCUCUGACUGGAACCUGCUUUCUUGCUCUGAGCAGAUCAGACAGCUAGAAUACUUAAAUUUGAGUUGUACCAGGCUGACCUCCUUCAGUCUUGAGCCUCUCCAACACUUACUGAGUAAUGUUUCAGCCACUCUGACCAUCCUGAAUUUGGAAAACUGUGGGAUCACUGACGAACAGGUCUGUGCCUUUUUGCCUUCCCUGAGCAGCUGCUCCCAGCUCAUUACCUUCUGCUUCAUAAGAAACUUCAUGUCCAUGUGCACCAUGAAGAACCUGCUAUGCCACACUGCCAGGCUGAGAAAGUUAACCCUGGAGAUGUACUCUCUUCCUCAAGAUGUCUAUGUUAUCAGAAAUGAUGCCCACCCAAGCAUAUCAAUCAAGAUUCAGGAAAAAGAGCUGUGGAACACGGGUCAGAGACAAGGGCCACUGGAACCUGAGCAGACGGAGCCUGGCUCUGUGGCAGCCAUCUGCCACCAGGCUCGGGGCCCUGUGGCCUUCUGGGUGAUGUGUAAGCUGGGAGGGGAGGACAGGACCCCAGAGUCCCCCUCUUCUUAUGCAGAAAUUAUCAAAUAUACCACCCCCCUGCCUGAAGCUGAGGUGGAGAACGUCCCCGCGGUACCCGUAGAAUGA